AUUUAUUAUUUCGCCAAAACGCUUCUACCGAUUUACCCUUUCCUCUUCUCUCCUCCGGAGCCGUUGGGAUUGCAGUGGAAGCAACAAAGACGGCGAAGAGAAACCCUUCGUCCCUCUUUCUCGCCUCCAUCCCUAUCUUCUCCCUGAUAAAGCCCUAAUUCUUUGAUCUUUGCUUGUCUCUAGUCUUUGAUCCUCGGAGAAGAAAGAGGGUAGUAUGAUCAGUCGAUCGGUUGUCGUCAUUCUAUUAAUUUCGAAAACCAUAAGCCUCUAAUCAUGGCAACAUCGUCAACCUCCAUCAACGCCCAAUCGCCGGGCCUCAAGACCUAUUUCAAGACCCCCGAGGGCCGCUACAAGCUCCAAUACGAAAAGACCCAUCCGGCCGCAGUCCUCCACUACUCCCAUGGCAAGGCCGUCUCCCAGUUGACGAUCGCUUAUCUGAAGGAGAAACCGGCCAACCAGACGCCGUCCACGCCGUCGACCCCGAGCUCCGGCGGAGGGGUGAGGUCGGCGGCGGCGAGGCUGCUCGGGGCUGGGAACGGGAGCCGGGCGCUUAGCUUUGUUGGGGGGAAUGGCGUUAGCCGAGUGGUUUCGGGGAACAGCAGGACUGGAGGGUCCCUUGGAUCCUCCAUUGGAUCGAGUAGUUCUCAGUCGACGUCUAAUUACGACGGCAAGGGGGCGUACCUUAUCUUCAAUGCUGCUGACACUCUCUUCAUCAGUGAUCUCAAUUCUCAGGAUAAGGAUCCAAUCAAGUCCAUCCACUUCAGCAACUCCAACCCUGUAUGUCAUGCCUUUGAUGCCGAGUCUAAGGAUGGGCAUGAUUUGCUCAUUGGUCUGCACACGGGUGACGUUUAUUCGGUGUCAUUGAGGCAACAAUUGCAGGACCCUGGAAGGAAGCUUGUAGCAGCUCAGCAUUAUAACAAAGAUGGCACAAUAAAUAACAGCCGAUGCACUUGUGUUGCCUGGGUGCCAGAGGGUGAUGGUGCUUUUGUUGUUGGUCAUGCUGAUGGAAAUCUGUAUGUGUAUGAAAAAAGCAAGGAUGGGACUGCAGAUUGUUCAUUUCCUGUCAUCAAGGAUCAAACCCAAUUUUCUGUUGCACAUGCACGGUCAAGUAAGAGCAAUCCAAUUGCCAGAUGGCAUAUUUGCCAAGGUUCAAUCAACAACAUUUCUUUCUCAACAGAUGAAGCAUAUUUAGCCACUGUUGGCAGAGAUGGUUAUUUGAGAGUAUUUGAUUUCACAAAAGAGCAACUAAUAUUUGGUGGGAAAAGCUAUUAUGGUGCUUUACUAUGUUGUGCCUGGAGUUCGGAUGGGAAAUAUAUAUUGACUGGCGGUGAAGAUGAUCUAGUACAAGUUUGGAGCAUGGAAGACAGGAAGAUAGUUGCCUGGGGUGAGGGACAUAAUUCAUGGGUUAGUGGCGUUGCUUUUGAUUCCUACUGGUCAGCACCAAAUUCAGAUGGAACAGGAGAGAAUGUCAUGUAUCGCUUUGGUUCAGUUGGCCAGGUAAAAAAGAACCAAAACUAUCAUGCUAGCAUCGAACUUUUCAGCUACACUUGUCAUUUAGACAUGAAGAAAGCUUUAAAUAAUAUACAUAUCUUGUAUUUCUUCCAAUUCUGACAAUUGAAUGGGUGUUAAAAUUCAAUAAUCUUGUUUCAGUUGUUGCCUGCAGGCUAAAUGAAUUCUCAUGUGAUUUAUUGUUAUUGAGCAGUGACC
Elaeis guineensis (African oil palm) is the source of this 1707-nucleotide messenger RNA. The record is from RefSeq and is a predicted model, not a curated record. NCBI's taxonomy places the organism in Eukaryota, Viridiplantae, Streptophyta, Magnoliopsida, Arecales, Arecaceae.